Messenger RNA from Trichomonas vaginalis G3, 150 nucleotides. RefSeq lists its product as uncharacterized. NCBI's taxonomy places the organism in Eukaryota, Parabasalia, Trichomonadida, Trichomonadidae. The record is from RefSeq and is a predicted model, not a curated record. The transcript has a single exon. Bases 1 to 150 code for a protein of 49 amino acids.
AUGAAGGAUGGUAGAGUUCAGUUUAGAAAGAUAAAGCAACCAUUAGAUAAAGAAGGAAUUUUGAGAAAGAUUAAACUUCAUGAGGACAACAUUGCUGAACUUAAGAAGAAGCUAGAAGAGUUGGAGAAAGCAGACGACAGUGAGGAAUAA